GACACUAGAGACGCGAUGAUCUAGCCAAUUACGUCCAUUUAUUUUCUUAAAACUAAAAUUUACAAAAUUUAAUUUUUUAAUACCUUUUUGUGUGUCUCCCUAACAUUAUUUUCGUGACCACAUGACGCGCCAAAAUGAAAAUCCGAAUGAAAAGAUUUCAUUCGCGACUUAUAACAAAGGCAUUCCCGUGCUUAAGAUGUGGCGCCAAAACUGUGACGUUUCUGUUCUGGGCGACUCUUUACGUGAUCGUGAUGAAGAUGACGAUAUUGAAGAGCAGUGGGAACACUGCGGUGAAGGAUUGGUCUGUACCUGACAAUUACACCAAGUGGCUGAUGCAGGGUCCAGUUUUAGGCGAGGAUGAAGAACCAGCCUCCUCUAAUAACGACUGGCUCGAGCCAGACAAUGCAACCAUAACUGAAUUAGAACAGAGAGUCGCUAAAGUGCAGGAAGUUUGUCAUUCCCAGUCUCUUCCCACACAGAUUAUUAACAGCAAGGAAUUCUUUGUUGAUCAUGCUCACAAUAUUGUAUGGUGUAAUAUAUUUAAAGCCGCUAGUACUUCGUGGUUAUAUAAUUUUAAUAUAUUAGGUGGUUAUGACAAGAAGUUUUUGGCUCGUACACGCCAUACGCCGCUGAUGCUGGCGCGAAAAAAAUAUCCAAGACCCAGUGAAGAGGAAUUAAAGGAUGCUGUGAAUACGCCCGGCGUAGUGUCUCUCUUGGUCGUACGCGAGCCGUUCGUACGCCUACUCUCCGCCUACAGGGACAAACUUGAGAAUAUAACCCCACCGUACUAUAGGAAACUUGCAAGAGCCAUUGUCGCAGCACACCGGGAAGCGGCGACUAAGGUUUUGGGAACAAUAAAAUCCUUCGGCCCUACGUUUUACGAGUUCGUAGCUUACUUAAUAAAGAAACAUGCUUCUGGGGACGUCACUCUGGAUGAACAUUGGGCGCCAUAUUAUAAAUUUUGCACACCGUGUGCAGCUAACUUCACAGUGAUAGCCAAAGUUGAAACUUUAUCGAGAGACUCCGCUUACGUCGUACACCAGUUGGGGCUCGGUCACAUAUUGGGCAGGAGAGUCACCAAUAGAAGAAUGCGUCUACGGACAGUUAUGAACAAGUCUCGCGAUGGAAAAAAUACUUCGGCUUUGUUAAAAUAUUAUUUUGGACAGCUAGACGAGGAAAUGUUAGAUAAGUUGUUGGAAAUAUAUGGAAUUGACUUUGAAAUGUUUGGUUAUAAAUCAGAUAUUUACCGACGUUAUGUAAGAAAAUAAAUUAUAUUUAAAUUUA
Molecule: messenger RNA, 1284 nt
Organism: Bicyclus anynana (squinting bush brown)
Lineage: Eukaryota; Metazoa; Arthropoda; Insecta; Lepidoptera; Nymphalidae
Product: carbohydrate sulfotransferase 11
Exons: 3
Coding region: 135-1268 (377 amino acids)
Biological process (GO): carbohydrate biosynthetic process
Cellular component (GO): membrane
Molecular function (GO): sulfotransferase activity
Source: RefSeq, a predicted model, not a curated record